AUGAAGCACUUGGCUAUCGUCGCUCUCCAGCUUUACGCUAACUUCAUUAGCCAGCCAUCUCGUAGCGUGAUCUGGGUGCUCAAGGUCAAGAAUGUCGACUUUAACCUCGUGGAAAUGAACCCUGGCGCUGACUUCUUCAAGUCCGAUGAAUUCGGGGCCCUGAACCCCAACCGCUUUGUGCCGGUCAUCAAGGACGAGGAUUUUGUGCUGACUGAGGGCAUGGCCAUCCUUCAGUACCUGGGUGAUCGGUUCAACUGGACCGGCCCUGCAGACCUUUAUCCGAACGACAUCAGGGUGCGCGCCAAGAUCGACGAGUACUUGCACUGGCAUCACACCAACACGCGUCUCUUUACAAUCAACAUCUUCCGCCCAGCGACCGCCCAGAGAAACAACAGCGCGACAGGGAAGGACUUGGAAGCUUUGGGGGGCACGGACGAUCUCAUUGCCAAGGUGUUUGGCCUACUCGAGGUGUUCUUGGUGAACGACUACAUCGCCCAUACAAACUUCCCGACCAUUGCCGACUUUGCUGCUUACUGCGAGAUUGACCAACUGGGAAUGAUGGGCUUUCAGUUUUCACAGUACCCCAAGGUGUCAGCCUGGAUUGGUCGAAUGAAGAAAACUGCGUAUAAUGAAGAAGUCCACCAGAAGCUGGAGGUGUACGUCGACGAGCGCGGUCUACGAAACUUUCAUUCGUAG
Messenger RNA from Peronospora matthiolae, 696 nucleotides. The record is from the annotation of a GenBank genome assembly. Lineage: Eukaryota; Oomycota; Peronosporomycetes; Peronosporales; Peronosporaceae.